Messenger RNA from Ostreococcus tauri, 717 nucleotides. Its product is annotated as unnamed product. The record is from RefSeq and is a predicted model, not a curated record. The transcript is spliced from 2 exons. The coding region runs from base 1 to 717 and encodes 238 amino acids. Lineage: Eukaryota; Viridiplantae; Chlorophyta; Mamiellophyceae; Mamiellales; Bathycoccaceae.
AUGCUCGCCGUGGCCUACGUCGCCGUCUUCGUCGCCGCGCUGUGGCUCCCGUUCGUCCACGCCGACGCGGUGAGCCGCGCGGGGGCGAGGGCGAGCGCGCGCGAGGUCGUGGGAGAGGUCAACUGGUGGCUCGCGUCGUUGUUAUUGUUCAACGCCGUGAACGCGUUGAUAUGCGUCUGGGAGAUCGCGCUUUGGGUGCAUCGAGACGAAGUGCAGAGAUUGAACCGCGGGUACCUGAAAAAGUUCGGCAAGAGGACGCUACCGACACCGUUAUGCUUAUUCGAGCACAUCACGCUCGCGCAGGCGCUGUCGCUGAAGUACUGGUCGGUGAUUUUCGCGCAAUACGCGAGCCUGGACCCGUCGUACGUCCAGCACACGUCUUGGUCGUUUUGGAUCGACGUCGGGAACGGAUUCACCACGCUCAUCCCCACCAUCGCGCUCUCUAUGGCCGUCACGGGAUUUCCACACGUUCCAAUCAUCACCGCCAUCUCCCCGAGAACCGUCGGCGUCGUAGCGAUCGUCAUGAAUUAUCAAAUGCUCUACGGCACGCUCGGGUACUUUGCGAAUUACUGUUACAACCGCUACGACAUCGGCGCCUCGACGUCGGCGAAAAUCGUGGUCUUCGCCGCGAAUGUAAUCUGGAUCCUCGCUCCAUUGGCGUGGAUCGUGCAAGGUUUCGCCUUCGUGCACGCCGACGCGCUCGCCGUGCGCUGGUGA